Molecule: messenger RNA, 1120 nt
Organism: Exophiala viscosa
Lineage: Eukaryota; Fungi; Ascomycota; Eurotiomycetes; Chaetothyriales; Herpotrichiellaceae
Product: phosphoglycolate phosphatase
Exons: 2
Coding region: 257-1000 (247 amino acids)
Molecular function (GO): hydrolase activity
Source: RefSeq, a predicted model, not a curated record
CACCUGCAUUUUAGUGGAUCGUUUAACUUAACUGACUUACCCCAGCUUUGCAUUGUAUUGCCAACAACAGCCCACCAACCCGUUACUCUUUUGUAUCACCGCCCUGCAAGUUGUCACCUUAUUCCCUUCACUCUUACUUUGUGUUGACAAAACAAACAUUCACUACCUCUCAAUCUCCGAUACCUAUAAAUCUUCAACUCUUCCCGGAUCUUUCCCUCCUCCAUCUUUUCCACAGCUCAACAGACAUACCGUCAAGAUGCCUAAAGUCAAAUAUAUCCUUCUCGACUGCGACAACACCCUCGUCCUCUCCGAGCGUCUCGCCUUCGAAGCUUGCGCCGAUCUCACUAACGAACUCCUCGAGAAACAUGGCAUCAAGGAACGCUACAGUGUCGACUCCCUCCUCGAAGACUUCGUCGGUCAGAACUUCCGCGGCAUGUUGAUGGGUCUCCAGAAGAAGCACAACUUCCAGAUGACUCCAGACGAGGUGGAAGACUACGUCAACCGUGAACUCGGCGAAGUCGUCAAGAAGCUGUCCGCAAAGGCUACUCCAUGCCCUGGUGUUCCUGAACAGCUGGAGAAGUUGAAGAAAGCUGGAUACCCCAUGUCUGUGGUCAGCACCUCUGCCAAACCUCGUGUCGUGGCUUCUCUCGAGAAGGUCGGCAUCGACCACUACUUCCCCAACAAGCACGUCUACAGCGCUGCCACCUCCCUCAACCCACCGUCCAGCAAACCUGAUCCCAAGAUCUAUCUGUACGCCUGCGAGCAAUUGGGUGUCAAGCCUGAAGAGACGAUCACCGUGGAGGACAGCAAGAGUGGUGCCACUGCCGCCAUGCGAGCUGGUAUCCCAUGCAUCGCUUACGUUGGGGUCUACGGUAUCGAAGAUGGCAAAGAGAAGAUGGAGCAGAUGGCCAAGCUUCUCACCGAGACAUGCAAUGCAGCUGCGGUCAUGUAUGACUGGAAGGAAUUCCCAGAAAUUCUCAAGAAGAUUGAGGCUUCUUGAGCGCUUGGCGUGAAAUCACUUGCAGUCAUUGGCGAUGGAAUGAUGAUUAGCCAAGACCUUUUCAUGAUUGAAGACGGAACGAUGCAACGGCGAAAAAGAUGCUGACCCACCAAAGCAAUU